Molecule: messenger RNA, 1872 nt
Organism: Exophiala viscosa
Lineage: Eukaryota; Fungi; Ascomycota; Eurotiomycetes; Chaetothyriales; Herpotrichiellaceae
Exons: 2
Coding region: 111-1604 (497 amino acids)
Source: RefSeq, a predicted model, not a curated record
UUGGCAGCCAAACAGUUCAUGCCACGGUACGCGAAUCGAAGAGGCUAACGCAGCCCUUUCGCCUAAUCACCCAAAUUUCGAAUCCAGGUCGCCAAUAGUCAAUUCCAAAAAUGCGAAAUUCACGACGAAAUACUCAGGCUAAUUACGAAGUGGCUUUCGAGUCGCUUCCGCCUGCUCUUCGUCGAAAAUAUUUUAGCAGUUUAGAACGUCUCAGAUUGGCACAAGAUGGCACUGGCAGCCUCUCACCUCCUCCGUCUCGCCUGUCAUUCCUACCUCCGCGCAAUCCCUGGAUCACCACAACAUCUCUAAACUCGAUAACUCUCCUUAAGAACGGCGUGUUGCAGCCUGCCCUGCUGAGGAACGGGAAAAGACUUCGUAAGAGGAGGUUUUCUACACGAAGAAUUCACCUCGAUUCCUCGGCCGGUACCUGGUUCGCAACUCUGUCUCCUGCGGUCCAGAAGAAAUUGUUCUCCAGGGAAGAGUGUUCGUUUUACAACGGGGAUACAAACAUCGGCAUCCUAGACGCCGCAGACGAAACACUCCGCAGGCGCAGUUGCCAUACAAACCGCCUGCUUGUCUCCGAGCGUCGCAUAUCGGACGACGAGACUAUCGUCGACUGGGAAGACAUCAAAUGCGAAGAUAGACCUGAUCUUGACAUCGACAUGUGCGACUAUUCGACCCACGGAUUCAGGUGGCUUGACGACGAGCCAGAGCUCAACCUCAAGCUGGAUGACUACCACGAGGCUAUCGCAGAAACACAACGACGUACUUCCUUCAUGUCAGAGCCCACCAAACGCCCUUUCCGACAUAGGAACGCAUCGCUAUCGAGCAUGUCCCUCCGACGUGGUCGAAGCUCAACAUCGUCGUCUCGCCCUCCAAUAGAUGCACCGCCGACGCCAGCCUUGCCGUCAAAAGCUUCCUCAAAGCCUUCUUCUCUACGAACCCCCUCCUUCUCUCUCAAGCCUAUCCGCUCGAAAGCAUCACUAAAGUCUAUUGACCCCCAAGCGGCUCAUUAUCAAGAUCCAGCCGCCCGGAUGAAAUUGAGGGUAUACCUCGCUUCACCACAGAAGUUCGACGAGGCGAUAGAGUUUGGGUUUCCUCAAAUGGGUGACCGACAUCGAUUGGACCAUGCCAGACCAAUGACGAGUCCGGCACCCAGGCCAGAAACCAAUCGCACCUUCUUCCAUGACAAUACCCCCUCUUUGUCUGGUGACGACAGCGAGGAUGAAGACGAGCCCGACACUCUGUAUGAUCCCCGAACUCCAGAAGACGCCUUCUUCCAAAUGCAUCGGCCACCUCAGAAAAGCACGGUAGAUGCCAAUCCUGGAUGGAGACCAUCCUCGGCGCGAAGACAACCCGAGACAUACGCCCGCAGUUUUGCGACAGAUCGUGAGAUGACCUUGCACAUGACUUUGACGCGACCAGACCUACGGUCACCUGGGGAGGCCCUUCCGGAGCAGCGCAGCAAGGUCGACGAUGUCAAUGCUCUACCGUUGGAACGACCCCAGCUUGCCAACGAACCCAACCCGGUUUCCAUUUGGGACACGUUACCCCCGGCAGAAUCAAAGAUGAAGAGAUUCCUACGAAGAUUGAAACUCAGAUAAGACGGAAGACUUCUGCAUUGAUUUACUCUUCGAGUUGUAUUAAAAGCAAGCAUGCAAGCAAAGGACGGUAUCAUUCAGCGUGGAGUUCUGGUUGAAUACGAAGCCUACACCUUCAGGCUUCAAUGGUAUUGGGUGGCACGCAUUGAGCAUCGUGUCAUGAGAGACAUAGAUUAAGCGAUGAUGCGUGGCACAAGUGAUGCUAGGUUGUAAUAGUAUAAAUUGCUCGCAUCAUAGUCGGGAACCGCAGCAAUGAUGAACUUCCUUACCA